GAGGAAUGGGUUAAGGAUUUCUCUCUAUUAUGGGGAGAUGGAAGAAUUCAUCAUCCGCAGCUAUGCAGUGUUCUGAGCAGAGAGGAUGAUCUAACUCGGAGCUGGAGCUACUUUCUCUGAACCUUGUUGGAAGUUUGUUGCAGCUAAGAUGUUCACUUUCCUCACGAGGAAGAUGAACGUGUACCCUGAGCUCUACUGCCUCCUCUUAAAUAUCUGUUAUUGUGUCACAGCUUGGCCUCAUGCUCCUGCGGGGGACAACUGUCCGAGCGCCGAGUGGAACGUCAUGUGUCGUCCGUGUUGUGAGUACCACCUGAUCCAGUGCCGCUGUCCGUCCAAAGGGUCGAGGGUAGGGUACACUGUCCCCUGCUGCCGCAACGCCCUGGAUCAGUGUGACCCCUGUAUCAUCCACCCAGGCUGCAGCCUGUUUGAGAACUGUAGAACCUGCCACAACGGAACCUGGAAGGCCAACGACGAUUUCUUCGUCAAUGGGAAGUUUUGCACCGAGUGUCGCCAGGGCUGGAGUGGAGGGGACUGCAAGACGUGUGGAGGCGUCAUCCAGCGAGCUCAGGGUCACGUAGCCCUGGAGAGUUACCCGACAAACGCCCGAUGUGAGUGGAGAGUGCAAGCGCAGAGGGGCAGAAGCAUCGAGCUCAGGUUUUCGCUGCUCAGUUUGGAGUCCGACCACAACUGUCGUUACGACUACGUCGAGGUGCGUGACGGCGACGACCUGAGCUCCCCUGUGAUUGGCCGGUUUUGCGGGGAUCGGCUGCCUCCACCGAUAAAAAGCUCCGGGAAUCUCCUGCACAUCCUGUUCACCUCAGAUGGCUACAACAACUUCGAUGGAUUUGUUCUCACUUAUCAGGAGAGUUCAGCCGCUGGUGAUCCGGUGUGUGCACCUCCAGAGGCACCGGUGAACGGAUACUGGCUGCCUGUGCACGGCCUCCACGAGAAGCUUGCGUCUGUGAAGUACCGAUGUCAUCCACCUUUCAUUCUCACCGGCUCCCAGCAGAGGAGCUGUCUGCCUGAUGGCAUGUGGAGUGGCACCGCUCCCACAUGUGUGAGAGACCAAACCAGCCGAGUCCAGUGCGCCCCUCCUCCUAAAUUGCUCAAUGGCUUCUACAGGCCGGCUCAGGACACAGCAGGGGGUGCGGGGGCGGAGACGAUGGAGUUUUUCUGUAAAAACACUUUCGUGCUGAUCGGAAACCACCAGAGCACCUGCCUCUCUAAUGGAUCCUGGAGCAGCAGGCCACCAAAGUGUGUGAGAGCCUGUCGAGAGCCCAAAGUGUCCGAACUUGUGCGACACGGUGUUGUGAAGCCGCAUCUGUCGUCAAGAGAGAAUCCAAACCUGCGGCUGCAGCUCUCAUCCAGGUUCAACAUCCACGAUCUGUCGUCCGCCGGGUUCAUCCCACCAACACUGGGCCGACUGUCCGCCAUAGACAGACAUGACGGCGCUUCGGAUGAGCUUCCUCGUGGCUUUCACUCUGUCCACACGAGCAUCGAGUACAAGUGUGCUUCGCCUCUCUACCGCCACACGGGGAGCUCCCGUCGCACCUGUCUGAAGACCGGCAGGUGGAGCGGGCGUCACGUCUCCUGCUCGCCAGUUUGUGGCAAAUUCGACACUUUCAGUCCUCGCAACCUCUCAGACACUCAGUGGCCGUGGCACGCAGCCGUCUACAUCCGCUCGCCUCCUGAUGGUACAGCCCGCGGCCACAGGCCCCAUGGAGCGAGCGGCAGACGGGAGGCCUCAGAGGAGUCCACGUUCUGGCUCCUGGCCUGCAGCGGGGCUCUGCUCGCCCAGCGCAGCGUCCUGGUGGCAGCUCAGUGUGUGGUGGACAAGGACAAGCAGCAGCCGUUUCACCCUGCGCACGUGAAGGUUGUCAUAGGCGUGCUGCACCAGGCGUCCAGGGCUCAGACGAAAAGCCAGCACCACCUCAGGGUUUCAGAUAUUUUAGUCCAUCCAAACUUUUACUUCACCCCGGACGCCACCGUGGCCGUGCUCAAGCUGAAAGACAAGGCCAAGAUCAGCGAGCGCGUGCUGCCGGUGUGUCUACCCAGAAUGCACGGAGGAGAGGUGACGGUGCGGGAGGCUUACACCGCGAGAUGGAUUCUACCGAACAAUCACAGGCACCUGAGCAGCUACGCCGCCUCGAGCCAAACGGAGCUUGUUGAGUUGAGUGAUGUGGCUCAUUGUGAAAAAGAAUUUGCUCAGGGAGGAGCACGUACCGCAGCGAUUAGUGACAGCGCGCUGUGUGUCGUCAAGAGGCCAUCCAGUCCUGAAAGCCCUUGUCCCGGUGCUGUUCCAGGCCUCACAACCCUGCCAGCUGUGUUUCCACCCACGGGUCGAGUCUUGUCGGGUCAAGAGGAGACUCUGGGAGCCUCCAGCAGCUCGGGCUGGCAGCUGCUCGCUUUGGAGGGUUUCAGCUACGAGGAAAACAACUGCCACCGACAGACUCACACAGCUCAGACACGAGUUGGCAGUUUUCAAGACUGGAUAGAGAAAAACCUGAAUUGAAUAAUAUCACGUGCAGCUAAUUUUUAUUCUGUUUAUUUUGUCUCACUAGUUCUGUAUUUGGGUCACCUCCACUUCAGACAUAGGCGUGUUAAGGUGCACAUCCACAUUCUCACACCUUAUGGGUACGUGGCUUAUUUUUCACAAUUAAUUUUGUGGAUAAUCUUCUUCAGAAAAUAAAUUCUGACAGUUGU
Messenger RNA from Paralichthys olivaceus (Japanese flounder), 2703 nucleotides. RefSeq names its product peptidase domain containing associated with muscle regeneration 1a (gene pamr1a). Gene Ontology annotation, molecular function: serine-type endopeptidase activity. Lineage: Eukaryota; Metazoa; Chordata; Actinopteri; Pleuronectiformes; Paralichthyidae. The record is from RefSeq and is a predicted model, not a curated record. Gene Ontology annotation, biological process: proteolysis.